GGUCCGCGGCUAGAGUCGACGCGAUACCGACUGAGCCAACAUGCGCCGGCCCUCGGCCCUCCUCGUGGCCUUCCUGGCUGCGGGAGCGCUCGCAGUGCCAACGGGGCAACGAUGGGAGAACAAGUGCGCCGCCUUCUGCGUCAGUCCCGAGCAGACCAAGCUGGCCUACCAGCCGGGCAAGACGUACGUGUAUGAGUACAGUUCGGACACGGAGACGACGCUAGCCGGCGCCACCGACGAGGCGUCGAGGCUGCACGUGACGGCUACGGCCGAGAUCACGGCCAACUCCGGCUGCGACUUCACCCUGCAGGAGGUCACGCUUAAGGACUCGGACCCGAAGAACGCCAACAGCAAGCAGGAGGUGGACAACAUGGCCACUUUCAAGCGGGAGCUGGAGCGGCGGCCGCUGUCCUUCAGCUACCAGCAUGGACGCAUCGAGGACGUGUGCUCCGACCCCAAUGAGCCCGUCUGGGUGCUCAACUUCAAGCGGGGUCUCAUGUCCACCAUGGUCAACAGUCUGAGGUCGAUGGAGGCUGGUGAAACUCGCAGUCAGGAGACGGACGUGACGGGCGUUUGCACCACCGAUUACCUGGUGGAGGAGCACGGCUCCGGCUACCUGGUCACCAAGACUAAGGACCUGCUGAGCUGCACGGGCCGCGGCCACCUCAUCUCGUCGCUGCAGACCACGCCGUACACCACCUACUCCAAGGUCCAGUCGCUGCCGCUUGUCAAGAGCUCGCUCCGGUGCCAGCAGAGGGUGUCGACGGAGCGGCUGCAGUCGGCGGAGUGUGAGGAGAGCCAUCUGUUCCGGCCGUUCUCCCAGGGCGAGAACGGCGCCGUCACUCGCACCACGGUCCGGCUGACGGAGGUCACCGUCAGAGACGCCGUUCCCAGCUACGACAGCGAUGAGCCGACCGUGCGCGGCUCGCUGCUGUUCGACCACGCAGACGCCCAGCUGACGCAGCGGAACCGGGUGCAGGCGGCCGCUGAGCUGCUGGCACAGCUUGAGCUGAAGACGGCCGACGGUGUACGACCUGAGGUACCGGCCCUCUUCACGCGCCUCGUGCGCACCCUCCGCCACUUCGACGCGUCGGGGUUGAGCCAGCUGGAGGCGAUGACGAAGGACGGACCGGCGCGGCGUUACUUCAUCGACGCACUUCCGCUGGCCGGCACUGCUUCAGCCAUGUCCGUCAUGGGCGACCUGAUGAGCCGCCGCGCCGUGCCCGAGGAGGCGGCCGACCGCUGGAUGACGGCUCUGGCCUUUGUGCACGAGCCAAGCCUGGAGAUGGUGGCGGCGCUGGCGCCGCUGCUGGGGGAGGCCGACGUGCGCCGGCAGACUCUGCUCGGCGUCUCUUCGCUGGUGCAUCACUACUGCGAGCAGCACGCGGACUGCGCAGAGCAGGCUGCCGUUCAGCAGGCGAUCCGCCAGCUGGAGGCCAUGCUGGGCUCCGGAUGCCGCAGCAACUCCGAGGAUGAGGAGCUGAAGAUGCUGACCGCGCUGAAGGCGCUCGGCAACGCCGGCCGCCUGGUGGCCGGCGGCGACACGCUGCGCAGCUGCUUCGAGGGUGAGAACACGAUGGAGGUGCGGCUGGCGGCGAUCCGGGCGUUCCGUCGCAUGCCGUGCAGUGCCGUGACCGACAGUAACCUGAUGGGCAUCUUCAGUAGCGAGCAGGAAGACACUGAGGUGCGUAUUGCCUCUUAUCUGGCCAUCAUGCAGUGCCCAACGCACGGCGUCGUUGACAAGGUACAGGAGAUCCUCUCCCGCGAGUCAGUUAACCAGGUCAGCAGCUUUGUGUGGAGCCACCUGACCAGCAUGCAGGAGACCAACGACCCCGCCAAGCAGUACAUGAAGCUGCUCCUCUACAACGUGGACCUGGAGAAAAAGUUUAAAACUGACGUACGGAAGUUCUCCAGGUACUUCGAGAAGACGAUGUUUUCUACGUCGAUGAACGCCGGUGCGACUGUCGACGGAAAUGUCAUUUUCACGCCUGAGUCAUACAUGCCCAAGUCAGGAAUGUUCAACUUCACCGUGGACUUGUUCGGGCAGGCCAUUAAUCUUUUGGAGGUUGGUGGGCGCGUGGAAGGCCUGGAGGACUUUUCCGAAAGCAUGUUCGGCAACAAUGGCGUCUACCCGCAGCAGGCUAUCAGCCAUAUCCUGAAGACGAUGCGUGGCCGCGAUUCUAACGACCUCUCCACCUACGGCCGUCGGAUCCAGACGCCCAAGGCAUCCGCGUACUUGAAAGUAUUCGGCAACGAGCUCAAGUUCAGCAAGUACGACUCGCUUAACGAGCUGGUCAGCUCGCUGGGAGCCAGUGAUCCGCUGGACUUCCUGCAGAAGCUGGCAAAGGAUAUGGACUGGACUGAGAACUACCAGUUCCUGGAUUCGGCUUACACCAUGCCCACUAUCGCUGGCUUCCCAUUUGUGCUGAAGGCGGUCGGCACGGCCACUGUGUCUCUUAAGACGGGCGGCAGCUUCAACAUUGAAAGCUGGGACAAGAUGAACAUCAACGGCCACGUCAAGCCGUCGGCGGCGGUGGAGAUCAUGAGCGAGAUGGUGGUGGAUGCACAUGUUGCGCACACUGGCCUCAAGAUGAACACGAACCUUCACACGUCCACCGUCUUCGACGGCCACGCCAUCGUCGACUCAGGCAAGAUGGUCUCGGUGAGGAUUAACAUGCCGCGAGAGAAGGUCGAGAUCCUGGACAUCAACACCCGUUUCCACAGUGUGUUCAGGAACAAAGCACGCAAACUGGAGAUGCAUACCGACAACCGCUACGAGCUGGUAGCAUGCUCUGACCGUUAUGUCAGCCCGCAGCUACUGGGCGUCAAUUUCUGCACGGACAUCAGGUACUCGCAAGGCUCUGAGGGUCUGCCGAGCGUGCUGCUCUCCGGUCCGCUGACUGCCCGCUUCACCAUCGAGAAGACGGACACCAUCAAGGGAUUCGAAUUCGAGUACCGCCACUCGAACGAGGCCAGCGUCAGGAAGUCCAGUCUGGUCAUCGACACGCCCGGCUCCGCCACUGACCGCCGCAUCAACGUGGACUACAUGAUCAACUUCGAGCAGAAGGCGUUCAAGGCCGGCUUCCGCACGCCCAUCAAGUCGAUGGACGUGUCGGGCAGCCUGGACCUGGCAGGACAGACCAAGCAGUUCGAUGCGUCGCUCAAGAUGGACGAUAGGGAGCUGGCUGGCGUUGCCGGCCGGCUGGAGGUGGACGAGACGCCAGUCAUGGUGCGCUACUCGCCCUCCUUUAGCGUGCGCGGCCCCGCCGGCGAGCUGGUCGCCUUCGACGGUGGACUGAUCGUCAGCAAAAACAAGCACAAAUACAACGUAGACAUCACCAUCAGCAAACUCUACCAGACGCCCAUUGUCCUUAAGGGCGCCUUUAGCGAAGAUGAUGGGACUUACAACGUCCUGACAUCAGUGGAGUCUUACGUUCUGGAUAGCAACAUGAAGGGGUCGUUCCGCUUCGCUGGAGACAACCUUAUCAUUCACGCCAACACCGACUACAGCUUCAUGAACGGCGAGCGCCAGACCAUCAUCGUCAGCUCCAAGAUGAGCAAAGACGAGCGGGACGACCUCACCGCCUACAAACUGUUCCUGGAUACCAAGUUCUCUGCGCUUCCGAUUCUGGACACCCAGCUGACAGCUGAGCGGCAAGUGACCUCAGAGGGCUGUGAGAGCCGGCUGGUGCUGACGCGCGGAGAGCGCCACUACGAGCUGAAUACCAUGCUGAGCCACGGAGACAAGAUGGCCGCCAGUCUCGGCGUGGUCGUCGCCCACUGGGACGUGGACUUCAAGCUGGGCGGAGAGAUGGACUUCAGCCAGGACCACAAGGUGGUGGUGGGCAUCGAAGGACGGCUGAACAAGGAGAAGUUCGCCAGGGGCAAGCUGGGGCUGGACUUCAAGUCGGAGCAGCACGGCUUCAACUACGGCGUGUCGGCCGACCUCGACCUGCCCUUCGCCAAGUACUCGAUGCAGACCGGCGUGAGGCGUGAGGAGGAGGCAGCCCACCUGAAGAUGGUGGUCGUCCGUCAGACGUCGGCCGCGCGCGACGAGGUGGCGCUGGUGGCGCUGCUGGCGCGCGAGCACGGCCAGUUCGAGGUGGACUUGACGUUGAGCGUGCCGCACUACCCGCGAUGGCAGGCGGCCGGUCGCCUGGUGCCCGGCACCGGCGGCCUCUACCUGGCGCGUGCCACGCUACAGGGCGGUGAGCGCCGCUACACGCUCGGCGCCGAGUACAAGCUCCAGGAGGAGCAUGUGCUGGAGCUGCUGCUGGAGGCGCCGGGCCGCCGCUUCUCAGGCCUGGUCUCGGCGCUGGUCACCGGCGAUAGCCCCCGGGUCAAGGUCGACCUCCGCUGCGAUCGACGUGUCAUGGCGGUGUUCACGGCACUACCCUACGGAUGGGAGAAGACUGCCAACUUCGAGAUCUUCUGGAACAAGGAUGUUGAUGAUACGCAGAAGGCGUCCUUCGACGUGCUCCUGCGGGGCAAUAUCAUGGCCGCCAGUCUUAAAUACCCCGGUCGUCUAAUCAAGCUAGAUGCAACUUUAACGGCGACGGAGUUGACGGCUGACCUGCAGUACGCGCCCGGCAAGACGAUUCACAUCGUCCGCAAGGAUCAGCGGGUUGGCAGAAACGGGUUCACUACUACUGUCAACGUCGACACGCCCAUUGAGGGCUUCACUACCAUGUCGCUGACGCUUUUUAAGAAGCCCGAUGUGGAGCAGGACGACCUACUGUCCUCUGACCUACUGGUGAAUUUCGAGGUGUCCGGCAACGUGGAGGGGAGCGAGGCGCGCAUGACAGGUCUCGUUCUGGUGGACAUGCGUCGGCUUACAACUAUCAAGACAGAGGUGGACCUGGUGACGCCCUUCCGUGGCUGGGAGCACAAUCAGCUGAACUUCAACUACCACAUGGACAGAACCACGUUCACGGCUCUCGCUUCCGCCACCAAGAACGAAGAUCAGAUUGCUCUGGGAGGAACUUUUGAGUUGUCCCACAACUCUGAUGCGUUCAAGAUCAACGCUGGGCUUGAGGUUGCUCUACCCACGGACGCGCUUCGGAAGGCAAAGAUCGGCUUCCACUUCAAAAUGGGGGACCGCCACUUGGACACAGGGAUUCUUGCUCGAUGGAUGACCACCAAAGACAUGGAAGUGUCACUGAACUUCAACAGCAAGCAUGUUCUGGAAAGACAAACAGACAUUGACUCUACACUGACACUGAAAACCCCAUUCAAAAACGCUGAAAAGUUCGUCACCAACUUUAAGUUUUUCCUAGACCAUCAUAGGCUACACACCUCAUUCAGCCUCAAAGAUAACGUCAGGGAGAUUUUCUUGGCCCUGUUGGAGGGUGGGAGUGAAGCGGCCCAAGCGUAUUCUGGAAAGCUGGUCAUCAACUGCGCCGUGUGCCCGGGCUUCGACGUCUCGUACGACCUGACCCCGACCGGAGAGGGAGCCAAGUGGAGAAUCGCUGCGCACUGGAACGCUCACGAGACUUCUUUGUCAGGCCUUUUUGCCCAGGAACGUCAACCACACGGAGUUGUGGGAACGAAGACCGUCCUAACUUUGGUUCUGCCCAAUCCACCAACGACAUAUGAACUGCGCCAACGCCAUGAAAUAAACGUUGACAAGACAACGCUCAAGGAACAUCUAGAACUGCGCCGUGACAACGAGAAGAUCAUCAUGGACAUGAACUCAAAAUGGACUCAGGUUUCCAGCUAUGGAAAAAUGACGUCUGUGACUAUUGCAGGCCAUGGCACACUGACUUCACCUUUCAAGGGUUGGGAAUAUUCCCAGAUCUCGCAGACAGUGGAAGUGAACGUGCAAAAUGAUGAGAGAGUUUCAUACGUCGGCCAAACCAAGAUACUCAAGGGAGACAAGACCAUCGAGAUGACCGAUACGGCCAAGUUCGAAAACGCUCUGAACUGGCAAUACCGUCGGGAGGUAAUCAGCAACACCAGGUGGUUCGAGCGUUUGGCUGGGUCUCUGCAGCUGGCAUGCCGCUCGGCCAGUGAUGCGACGCUGACUGGCAGUGCCGAGUGGGAUGGCGAGACAGCUGAGCUUCUUUACUCUCACAACAUCCCCGCGAUCCAUGCCAUGUCUGGCCUACAAGGACACAGCAGUGAUGUCGCUAUCUCCAUCACGGCUACGUGGUUUGGUGGUGUGUCCAAGACUCUAAAACUGGCGAAUCGGGAGUCGUCUGAGGCGUACCAUCCAUCUCUGACCGUCAACUACAACGUCGGCAAGACCGUGAAACUGUACGGUGCUCUCUCAAAAGCAGUCGUGUCUGGAGAGUCCCACAUAGCUUUCGAGGCACCAUUUACUGAGAAAGUCACGUUGUCUGUGAACCCAACCUGGCAGACAGACAGUAUUCAGGUUGUUGUGAGGUAUAUGCAUGGAAGCAAGAGCUACAGUGCAGAUGCGACAAUGACGCACGACUUCCCAUCGGCCCGCCCACUCAGCAUUGAAGGCGGCCUGGUUGAACAGGGAUUCAGCAGGUCAGCCCAUCUGGUUCUGACCCGCAACCAGGAUCAGAUUCGCGCCGUCAUAGACGGCGAGUUCAGCUGGACAAAAUCGGCCGUCGCCCUAGAAAUCACGUCGCCUUUCUCCGUGGCCAAGUCCCUGAAUUUCAUCGCGCGUUACGACCUGCGCGACGAGCAGAAGACAUUCAGCAUUCUUCUAGCCAGAAACGGUGCGCAGAUUCAGAUGAACGGCUAUGGCAUCAUGAAGGUAGGAGCUGCCAAGGGCCUGCUUCAACUGGAGACUCCUUACCCAGAGUGGGAGAGCGUCAAGUAUGCUGGUGUCUAUGAUGUUAAUCAUGAAGAAAAGAUCAUGGAAAUUAGCUACGAGAAAAAUGGAAUCAAAAAGGUGAUCGCUAGCCGAGGAUCAUACAAUGGGGAGACGGCCUACUUGGAUGUUAUAACGCCAGUGGAGGGAUACGAGCGAAUGGGAAUAAAUGGUCAGUACAUCAGUCGAAGGGGCAAACGUGAAGCUGGAUACGACGCCCACGUAAACGACCAUCGCCACCGGCUGUACGUCUUGUACGAGCGCGUUGGAAAGGAAAGCGCCAAGCUUCGAAUCGAGUCUCCUAUCGAAGGAAUGCGUCUCGUCGAGGCGGACAUCAGGUCCCAGACUUUCCCGGAUGGAGUGGGAUAUUACAUCAACACCAACCGCGACGGGAAACGUAACUCGGCCGAAAUACGCGCCGUGUUUGGAGAAAAUGACGUCGGAGUAGAUAUCUCCAUCAAGUCCUAUGUGGAAGGGCUUGAGAGUCUGCAGAUGUCAGGAAACGUAGUGUACCGCGGCAGGAAGAGGUCGUUUUCUUUCAAGUCAAACAGAGGCGGCAGUGAGGCCGAAGUAUCGGGAGAGGCCGUGAUCAAGCGGAGGGCUGGAAACGGAAGCAUCAAGGCUAAGCUGCCGAUCGAGGGCAUGGAGGACGUGGACGUUUCUUUUGACUACAAGCUUGGAAAGAAGAAGUCGUUCCGACUGACCUCGAUUCGUGGUGGUGAGACGAGGGAGUUCUCCGGAGACUUGCAGUAUACGGAAAACAGCAUUACCAUCAAUCUCAAUACACCUUACAACGGCUUUAAGAAGCUGCACGCCGACGCAAGUCGUACACAGGCCGCGGACGGCAGGAUUGCCGCUGACAUCAACCUGCAGCGGGGCAACCGGAAGAUUGGCAUCGCGUACGACUACCUGUUCGAAAAGUCGGGUGGGUCGGGCAAAGUCGAAAUCUCGAAACGUACCACAAGGCCAAAUGGACCCUUGAUUGAGCUGGGCCUGGAGACCAACUUCCCCGAGUUUGAGAAGAUCGAAGCAAGUAUUGAUGUGGACAGGACUCCAGGAUCGAGCAAAGUGAACGUCGACUACAAGCGUGGCGACAGGGUUGCAAAGUUUACCGGAACGCUAGACAAGUCGGAAACGGGUGGCAGUGUCAGCUUCAGCGCCAGUACUCCGAUCGCGGGAUUCAAUGACAUCAGCCUCAGCGGCAGCUACGAAGCUGUCCCUGAACGUUCCUACGCUCUGAACAUCGACUAUUCCCGCGGUCAGAAGUACGUCCACCUAACUUCCUCCAUCAAGCUUGACAUACACAAGGAUUACGGCAAACUGCAGUCGGCAGGAGCGCAGGUCAACAUCAAGUUCGACUCGAUGAUUACGCGGCCGGUUGACCUGCUAGUGACGUUCGAUGGCUCCAUGACAGCGCCGCCGAAUGGCUCCGCCAACGGUAAGCUGGUGUCCACCCUGAACGGCAAGACGGUGAGUGUGACGUACUCGGUUGACAGAGCGGAGGCCGGCCGCCGGGUAUCUCGUAUCACCCUCACCACGCCUCUCAAGUAUCCCUUCAAGAAGAUUGUUUACAACGGCGAUGUCUCACUGACCAGCAACAAGGCGGCGUUCAGUCUGGAGUACGGCAGGAAGAAGGUGGCGCUGGACCUGUCCUGGUUCGCGGGUGAGGCACACCAGUACGGCGUCGAGGUGCGCUUGAAUACGCCGUUUAAGCCGGUCCAGUCCCUAGAGCUGGACGUAAAGGGCACCGUGAGGCCGGACGAGUCUAUAGACGUGAUGGCCCACUACCGCCGCGGCGAGAAGAUGGUGCAUGUUUCUGGCAACCUCAAACGAAGCGGCUUCGACCUCGACUUCGAGACGCCUACGUUCGGUAACUUCAACCUCAAGGCCAGCGUCAUUCCAGGCCCGCAGACAUACUCGGUGAAGGCUCUGUUGACCAUGCAGUCAGGCGUGAGCGCUGGCGGUGAGAUCACUGUGAGGGCAGUUAGCACUCGCGAUAUGCAGCUCACAGUGGAUGUGCACACUCCAGUGCGCGGCUGGGAGCGUGUGACGGUAGACGUGGCGUACAGCAACACCGACGAAAGUAACAUUCUGCGCGUGGCGUUCGAGGCUCCCCAGACCAAGCGCGUGGAAGUCUCGUUUGAGCUGACGAACUGGGCACGGAACGACAGCACAUUCUUCAAGGCCGGCGUAACCACCAACUACUUGGGCAACGCGUUUACGUUCCGCACCAACAUUCUGCGCGACGACGCCGGCAUGAAGUACGAACUCGAAAUCGAGUCACCGUUUCACAUUCUGCCUUCGUUCAAGCUCACGGGAACACGCUAG
Molecule: messenger RNA, 9112 nt
Organism: Pollicipes pollicipes
Lineage: Eukaryota; Metazoa; Arthropoda; Thecostraca; Pollicipedomorpha; Pollicipedidae
Biological process (GO): lipid transport
Molecular function (GO): lipid carrier activity
Source: RefSeq, a predicted model, not a curated record